This is a messenger RNA of Ostreococcus lucimarinus CCE9901, 1254 nucleotides long. RefSeq lists its product with no specific name. NCBI's taxonomy places the organism in Eukaryota, Viridiplantae, Chlorophyta, Mamiellophyceae, Mamiellales, Bathycoccaceae. Bases 1 to 1254 code for a protein of 417 amino acids. The record is from RefSeq and is a predicted model, not a curated record. The transcript has a single exon.
AUGACCGACGUCGCGCACGACGUGCGCGUCAUGUUUACCUCGUCCGCCGACGCCACCGUUCGAGCGAAGACGAUCGCGUUCCGCUUCGACCGCACGAAACGCUCGAAACUCGUGCGCGCGACGACGACUGGGACGACCGGGCACAUGACGCGCUUGACGCGCGUUGAGGACGGCGACGGGCGCGUGUCGCGCGCGUGCGAUACGUGCUUGAUCGAAAUUCACGGCGUGAGGUUCACGCGAUCGAUCGAACCGAGGCUGACGAAGAUCGUAGACGCGCGAGAGGUGGCGCAGCGACAGCUCGGGACGUUGGCGGAACGCGGCGCGGCGGUGCAGCUGCGAUUCGGUAACGCGAGAGAUGACGACGGUCGAGGGACGUGCGAAGUGUUGGACGGAGCGUUGACGAUCGACCCGUUACAUCCAGCGAUGGAAGCGUGCGCGAGUGCGAUGUGUGAAGUCGUGGCCGAAGGCGCGCGGUCGCUCGGGACGCGCGCGGCGAGCGUCGGGAAGAAUCCCGAGGUGUGGACGCCGCGGAAAUUAGAAGAGGGCGACGAGGGGUACGAGAAGGGAAAGACCAAGUACGAAUUCGCGUGGAGCGGGGAGGGGAAGUUCGCGGAAGAGUUCGGCCGAUACAGAGGGCUCCAAAGCGAGGCGGAACCUUUGGUGCGAAAGAUCGCCGAACGCGAUCGUCGCGUCGCCGCGCUACACUUGCGAAUCGCGCAUCUAGAAGAAAUACGUCGCGGUCUCGAGGUUGGAUCGUGCGGCGUCAUUCCCGAAGACUGUUUCACGCGUCGCGUCGUCGAUGCCGAUCUCAUCGAUCGCUUGCACGAAGGUUUGACGCUCACGAGCCAAGUCACCGGGGAAUCGUACAACGUACGCGAAUGCGGCGUGUACUUUGACGACUUGGAAGAUUGCGACGCCGAAGACCUCAAAUCCAAGAUAACCGAGACGCAAGGUCAGCUCGCCUUGGCGCAGGCCGUCUUGCGCGCGAUGCACGAAGAACUUCAAGAGCGCGUUCGAUGGGACAGUCACGAGAGCGGCGUGGAGACGCGCGACGUGCUCGAAAACGGCGUGCGCCGCGAGCACAUGGAACGCUUGCUCGGCCGCGGGGCGACGAAGGCUGACGUCGAGGCGUCGCUCAAGCUACCCGAUCGUAUUCGCGCGAAACUCGUCGGUGGGUACGACGUCGACCGCUGCAGAAAGACUGGUAAGUACAUCGCCGCGACGGCGGACCGAGGUCCCGCCCGGCUGGAAUAG